Electrophorus electricus (electric eel) is the source of this 4366-nucleotide messenger RNA. It is a transcript of the gene oxsr1b, whose product is annotated as oxidative stress responsive kinase 1b. Gene Ontology annotation, cellular component: cytoplasm; cytosol. Gene Ontology annotation, molecular function: protein serine/threonine kinase activity; ATP binding. The record is from RefSeq and is a predicted model, not a curated record. Gene Ontology annotation, biological process: intracellular signal transduction; negative regulation of potassium ion transmembrane transporter activity; positive regulation of T cell chemotaxis. Lineage: Eukaryota; Metazoa; Chordata; Actinopteri; Gymnotiformes; Gymnotidae.
AAUGUGCAGGCGCGCCGUGGCGCUGGUGGCAAACUUUGGGAAUGAUAGUAGGAGCUUUGCAGGAUCACUGUUAAGGGAACUUACUGUCGCUGGACGGCCUGCUUUUCAAUCUACUUGUUUUCAGAGAAUAAUCUGCAAGCUUGGACAGUAUUUAAGUAGAAGUAGGACUUUAUCACACCAGUCACCAUGUCGGAGGACCUGAGCGCCCAAACCUGGUCCAUCAACAAGGAUGAUUACGAGCUCCAGGAGGUCAUCGGGAGCGGAGCCACAGCUGUUGUCCAGGCUGCCUACUGCGUCCCCAGGAAGGAGAAGGUUGCCAUUAAACGCAUCAACCUGGAAAAAUGCCAGACCAGCAUGGAUGAGCUCCUGAAGGAGAUUCAGGCCAUGAGUCAGUGCCACCAUCCGAACAUCGUCUCCUACUACACCUCCUUUGUGGUGAAGGAUGAACUAUGGCUGGUGAUGAAGUUGCUCAGUGGUGGCUCUGUGCUGGAUGUGAUCAAGCACAUUAUUUCACGGGGGGAGCACAAGAGUGGCGUGCUGGAUGAGUCCAGCAUAGCCACCAUUCUGAAAGAGGUUCUACAGGGUCUCGAGUACCUGCACAAGAAUGGACAGAUCCACAGGGACCUGAAGGCUGGGAACAUACUGCUGGGAGAGGAUGGCUCAGUUCAGAUCGCAGACUUCGGUGUAAGUGCCUUCUUAUCCACGGGCGGUGACAUCACCAGGAAUAAAGUACGCAAGACCUUUGUUGGAACGCCCUGUUGGAUGGCUCCGGAGGUCAUGGAGCAGGUGAAGGGUUAUGACUUCAAAGCAGAUAUCUGGAGUUUUGGCAUCACAGCCAUCGAGCUGGCAACGGGAGCUGCCCCCUACCACAAGUACCCUCCUAUGAAAGUGUUGAUGCUGACACUUCAGAAUGACCCGCCCUCCCUGGAGACGGGCAUCACAGACAAGGACAUGGUGAAAAAAUAUGGCAAAUCCUUUAGGAAAAUGCUCUCACUGUGUCUGCAGAAGGAUCCGGAAAAAAGGCCAACAUCGUCUGAGCUCUUAAAACACAAGUUCUUCCAGAAAGCGAAGAAUAAUGAAUUUUUACAAGAGAAGUUACUACAGCGAGCACCCACAAUAUCAGAAAGGUCCAGAAAGGUGAGGCGGGUUCCUGGCUCCAGUGGCAGGUUGCAUAAAACAGAGGACGGUGAGUGGGAGUGGAGCGAUGACGAGCUGGAUGAGGAGAGUGAGGAGGGCAGAGCUGCUGUAGCUGCGUUACGGUCACCCAGAGUAAAGGAAGGCUCUCAGAACUCAGAGAUUUUCCAGACCCCAGAGCCUUUCAGUAGUCAUCUGCAGCCCAGCGUUCCUGAGCAGGCUGAUGUGCCUCAGUCAGGAGGGCAGCCCAGCCUUCCUGUACCCACCAACCCUGCCGUGACCCCUGCAAGUGAUUCCUGUAAAUCGCCGAUCAGCUUGGUGUUGAGGUUGAGAAACCUGAAGAAGGAGCUCAAUGAUAUACGAUUUGAGUUUAUGCCUGGCAGAGACACUGCAGAUGGCGUAUCCCAAGAACUGGUGUCUGCUGGCUUGGUCGAUGGGAGAGAUUUAGUUAUAGUUGCUGCUAAUUUGCAGAAGAUAGUUGAUGAGCCCCAAACCAAUAAAAACGUCACUUUCAAACUGGCAUCUGGUGUUGAGGGCUCAGAGAUUCCUGAUGAUGUCAAACUUCUGGGAUUCGCGCAGCUCAGCAUCAGUUAGAGUUUGCCUCUAUGCGGGACCAUGACUUGCCUAAAAAUGUGAAAAACAAAAAGGAAAGAAAAAAAUACCAACCGAAUGACCCACCCCUUCCCCUUUCCCCAUUGGCCCUUCAGAUACCACUGCUGCCAAAGAUAACCGUAACAUUGCAUCAGCCAAUAGGAUUCAACGAAAUGUCCCAACUGUUGAAGGCAGUGGGAGAAAAGGAUGAGAGAUCAUGGUUCAUAGGAAUCACUGAAAUAAAGUUUACAAUGUUGUGUAUGUAGAAGGAUGCAGUUUUCACCAUCAUCUGGGAAUAACCUUAUGUUCUUUUUUUUUUUUUUUCUUUUUUUUUUUCUGAAAAUGUGUCCUUAAUUUGCACAAUCUGAACUAACACCCUAAAAUCUUGAUAAACGUAACAAUGCCUUAUAUUUCAUAAGGCUACAGAGUGUUUGUUCGAGAGAACAUCCCCAGGAGUUGUGCAGUUUAUGAAAACGAGCGAUUGUGGUUUCAGUUACUAUAACUAAACUUUUUACGUGUAGUUUUGAUUUUUUUUUUUUCUCUCUUUUGCCUUUGGUCUGGAGGAGCUGGUGUUUUGUAAAGGAAUACCCUAUGCCCGCACCCCUAGCAAGACAGACUCGUCUUAGCCAAACGUCUGCUCACAAACCCUCUUAAAACUGUCUGCGAUUAGACUCUAUGUGACACUUUCAUAGGGUUGUUUUGCUUUUUCGGCUGCUGUACAGAUAUUUCCUUCCUCUUCCUCAUGAUACACUGGUUAGUAUCACCUCACUGUCACACUUGCUGGCAGAUUCCUAUUCAUGGGAUCACUGACUCUCCUAAGAAAAUAAAAGGCUGUUGUAGCUUUUAAAUACAUUCAGCCCCAGAUUUUACGCUUUCAGCUUUUAGCACAUUUGUGUACAGUUUGGUGUAGAACCGUGUAGAAAUAUUGUCAGUGAACACCACUCUGAAACACGAGACCACUUCCCACCCCCAACACGCAUUUCAGUACAUCCCUGUCUCUCCCAACCUCACAUCUCUAUCACAUUAAGUUAUUGGUUUUAUAUUGCGACCAAUGUUAUGCCUGUUGGAAGAAAAAAAAUGUCUGUGGUGUUGGCUUUGCGUGUUUUUGGAAUUUCUCAUUAGCUGAUGUGGCUAAACAGUUUUUGAUUGAAUCUUCUCUUGUCUGUAAAUAACAUGAUUUCGGUUGUGGUUCGUUUUUAUAUGGGUCCGUUCACUCAUUGCCUUUUGUAACAGAUAGUGGGGUGGAGAAAUUGGUGGGAGUUAUUCUGAAUGCCAGAGCACGUCACCGCCCUCAAAACCCACACAUCCUAAUCGGAAAACUUAUGAGCAAAUGUGGCUGAAUCCCUUUAGAGUGGAGGAUGUCUGUCUGAUCUUUUCAGCUUGGCUGUCCCAUAGUUCAGAGGUUCUCCAUCCAGUCCAGGUUUGUGGUGUGUCCAGGAUACUUAUGCAGGAGUGAAAUGCUGAACAGAACAAAAAAAAAAAAAGCAGGGCUUAGCUGAGGCCCUUGGAGUGCUAGGCUGAGACGUAGUUACCACAGCCAUGGCAGGGUUCAACUGCUCAGCUUGCUUUGUCACAUGCAGAGGGCUGGAGUUGUCUGUUUUGGGAAGCUCUAUCUUAUUAGAUGUGAGCUUAGAAGGUUGUUUUAUUCCAUCAGUACUGCAGUACAAAACCACAUCUGUACCGAUCUGAUCUUCCACAAGCCUUUGUGGACUGUUCACACUUUGGUGAACUGAAUUCAUAACACCAUAUUCAUUUCCAUCCUUGGUGGUGCACAUCACUAGGGCCUGCUGACAUGUCCUGGAGAGGGCUAACCUGAAUUAAAAAAGGGUUAUUUCAACCUUACUCACCCAUGAAGGUAGCCAGAGUUCUGCAGUCUCGUCAGUGUGGUGGUUACAAUGGGAGCGCGUCCGUCCACUCACUCAAGCUGGAAAUUUGAAGCAGCAUCCAGUUUCCCGCAAGUUAAGUUUUUUCCAGCAUGGUUGAUGUUUUGAUCUGAACUCCAGAGUUUCUGUGCUGUUUUAAUGGUCCCAUGGACAGAUCCCCAGUCUGGCCAAGUAUUGGAUUCCCAUUUAUGGCAGAAGUCAUUCAUUCGCCACCGCUGCCACCACUAUGAAUGCAAGAUAAACUUAAAGAAACUAAAUGUAAUAUUGAAUAUUUAUGGUCAACAUCUUAUCCUUGUACUCUGAUGUGAACUCGUGAAUCCCAUCCAGAAAUAAAAAUCUUUAAAAAUUCUAGCUUUCUGUGCCAAUGACCAAUUUUCAAUUUCUGUUGCUUAAAUAAUUGUGAAUAUUGAUUUUUUUUUUCUUUUUUGAGUAAAAUGUACAACACACUGAGACCUGCACCUAUUAAUAAAUGAGUAUCCCCCCCCCCCCCCCCCUUUGCUGUAAACCUGAGUUAGGGCGGGGCUUAAGCCUGUGCCCUAGGUUUUAUUUGCUGAUCUGUAUUUUAAUGAAUGAUGCUGUAGUAUUUGGAUGGGUUACCUUCACACUCAGUUUAUAGGCAAUAACAAAACUGUAAUAUAUUUAAUUUCUUUUGUUUUUUUCACAUUUCACUCAUUUUUGCUCAUGUUGGUUUUGAAUUUAGAAGCAUGUUUCUCUGAUUAUUUUAAAUCAAUAAAGAGUGAACAUAUCAGCUCUCCUCA